Molecule: messenger RNA, 607 nt
Organism: Vicia villosa (hairy vetch)
Lineage: Eukaryota; Viridiplantae; Streptophyta; Magnoliopsida; Fabales; Fabaceae
Product: large ribosomal subunit protein uL29
Exons: 4
Coding region: 131-502 (123 amino acids)
Biological process (GO): maturation of LSU-rRNA from tricistronic rRNA transcript (SSU-rRNA, 5.8S rRNA, LSU-rRNA); translation
Cellular component (GO): ribosome; cytosolic large ribosomal subunit
Molecular function (GO): mRNA binding; structural constituent of ribosome
Source: RefSeq, a predicted model, not a curated record
CCCAGAUCCAACCAAACAUUCUGUAGCGUUUCACUUUUCUCCCCGUUUAGGGUUUUAGAAGUAAACCUAACAAAACAACUCCAGUUACACAUUCUGCCAAUUUUCCUCGCGGCGAUUCAAGAUCUUCGAAAUGGCUAGAAUCAAGGUGUAUGAACUCAGGCAAAAAACAAAAGCAGAUCUUCUAAAUCAAUUGAAGGAUCUCAAAGCAGAACUCGCUCUUCUCCGCGUCGCCAAGGUCACUGGUGGAGCCCCAAAUAAGCUCUCCAAAAUAAAAGUUGUUCGGCUUUCAAUAGCUCAGGUUUUGACUGUGAUUUCACAGAAGCAAAAGUCUGCGUUGAGGGAAGCUUAUAAGAAGAAGAAAUACUUGCCUUUGGAUUUGCGUCCUAAGAAGACAAGAGCUAUUAGAAGACGUCUCACCAAGAAUCAGCAAUCUUUGAAGACAGAGCGUGAGAAGAAGAAAGAAAUCUAUUUCCCAUUGAGGAAAUAUGCAAUUAAGGUGUAAUGUUGCUGUUGUUGCAUGACUUCUAAUUUGUUGUUGACGUUUUUAAAAGUAUUUGGUGUUGGGUUCAGUUUUUCUUUCAUCAUGAAAUGGAAUUUUUACACUUAA